AUGGUCUACUAUUUUGCAUUCCUCUGUUUGGCAAUCAUCGCAAACGCAGCAGUGAGCCCCAAGUCAUUGGACUCUGAUAUUUCCAUUCUCAUUCACAAUGAUCUGCUAGAAACCGAAAGUCCUCUAUCAGGUUCGGGGAUUCUGGUGCUCGAUGCGAGAUCAUGGCAAGAAGCCACUGAUAGCUGUCAAAAACUUGGAGAGUCUCUGUGGGGGACUAAUUCUAGUUAUAGAAAUAUCCAAAGUGACUUGGACUACCUUGUAUUCCAAGGUAAAUACACUCGCAACCAACGUUUUUGGACUGCCUCGGACCACCGCAAACCGUCGACCAUCGACACAACUGGUCGGGUCAAUAAAGCCUCUGCGGACGAAAAACUGCCUGUUAUUUGUACACAAAGUGCUCCGCUUUCUAGCAGUACAUUCCAAAAUACAAGUGCUCAGUGGCAGGUGACUGUCCAUUCCAACGAUGAAUAUCUCACUGGAUUCCGGGAUCGAUUCAGUUUCCGCUUUCUGGGAAUUCGAUAUGCUAAACAACCCCGGCGAUGGGACUAUUCUCAAGUAUAUCAAGGGACUGGAAAGAAGGCUUCUGCUCUUGACUAUGGCUCUGACUGCACACAAGGCACAACUGGUUCGGAAGACUGCUUGUUCCUCAAUGUCUGGACUCCAUAUCUCCCCAAGAACACCAAAGUUCAAAAUAGCCGUCUCAAACCUGUCAUGCUUUGGAUCCACGGUGGAGCUUUCACCGGCGGCACCGGCAGUGAUCCGACGUUUGACGGUGGCAAUCUAGCCUCGAGAGGUGAUGUUGUGGUCGUUACGAUAAAUUACCGCCUGGGAACAUUGGGAUUCCUCGCACUAGAUGAUGGCGAAACCAACGGGAACUACGGAUUGGCAGACCAAACCACCGCCCUGGAGUGGGUUCGUCGGAACAUCCAGGAUUUCGGCGGUGAUCCGGAAAGGGUAACUAUCUUUGGCCAAUCGGCUGGUGCAGCCUCAGUACGGGCAUUACUUGCUUCUCCUGCAGCACAAGGUAAAUUCGCUGGUGCGAUUAUGCAGAGUAAUCUUGGUGGCUUGGCUUAUGGCACAACCUACUCGAAAUACUAUACCAUCGCGCAAGAAAUGAACGUUGUGGGGAAUUCUAUUCUCAACGAGACAAACUGCACGGAUGCUGCUUCACCAGUCGAAUGUUUGAGACAACUCCCCGCAUCGACUAUUGCAAAUCUCGCUGAUUCGGCACGGUAUCUGGUUGUUGAUGGUGUCUACCUCCGAAACUCGGAACUGGAUUUAACAAACCCGUCAUCGACCGCCAAUGUGCCUUUAAUGAUCGGUACUAUGAGAGACGAUGGUGCUGCCAUGAUUGGCUAUCCUGAAUUGGGACAAACUCUGAAGUCCUUCCUCAAUGAAUCCGGCUUACCUGACUCAGUUGCACCAAGCCAACUAUUCCCUGUGCCAUCAACCGCCAACGCUACACUCGAUAUCUUCAACACCUCCUCUCGCAUAGCUACAGAUGGAAUGUUCCGCUGCAUCGACGAAGCAACUGCACACACAGGCUCAAGGACACAUAUAUUCCCCGAUAUAUUCUAUUACGAGUUCAACCGUUCAUACCAAAUGCCCGGCUGGUCGCCCAAUGCCCCGGUAUGCAACGCUCCUAUCACAGAUGAGUUCCCGAAUGGUAAUCCCAGAGAAGAGUACUUUAAAUGUCAUUCCGGCGAGUUGUUCUACGUGUUUGGAAGUUUCCGUCGUCAGGGUCUGCCGUUCCGUGAUCAGUUCGAUCUACCUUUUGGGCAGUAUGUGUUGGAUUCUUGGGCGAGUUUUGCGAGGGCGGCCAAACCUACCCCUGACCUGGCCUUUUUGAAGGCAAGAGGAUAUGAUAAUACAACUCGGGAAAUUGAAUUAACUGGGAUAUGGCAGCCGUUUGGCAAAGAAAGUCAGCUUCGGCUGCUUCAGUGGCCCUCAAAGAUGAGGGAUUUGGAUGAUUUGGAACAAUGUCGUGCGUUGAAGUUAUCUUUGGACUACUUCAAAUCUUAG
Molecule: messenger RNA, 2022 nt
Organism: Penicillium crustosum
Lineage: Eukaryota; Fungi; Ascomycota; Eurotiomycetes; Eurotiales; Aspergillaceae
Product: putative carboxylesterase
Exons: 3
Coding region: 1-2022 (673 amino acids)
Source: RefSeq, a predicted model, not a curated record